Molecule: messenger RNA, 1971 nt
Organism: Lizanozyma spartinae
Lineage: Eukaryota; Fungi; Ascomycota; Pichiomycetes; Serinales; Debaryomycetaceae
Gene: GRS1
Product: glycine--tRNA ligase
Exons: 1
Coding region: 1-1971 (656 amino acids)
Biological process (GO): mitochondrial glycyl-tRNA aminoacylation
Cellular component (GO): mitochondrion; cytoplasm
Molecular function (GO): glycine-tRNA ligase activity; ATP binding
Source: RefSeq, a predicted model, not a curated record
AUGUCUACCGCCACUGCAAGAUCUACUGUGCCAUUCUCCAGAGAAUCCUUGGAGCUGGUUUUGAAGAGACGUUUCUUCUUUGCUCCAUCCUUUGAUAUCUAUGGAGGUGUUUCUGGGUUAUAUGAUUAUGGUCCACCAGGUUGUGCUUUCCAAGCCAACAUUGUUGACACCUGGAGAAAGCACUUUAUUUUAGAAGAAGACAUGUUGGAAGUUGAUUGUACCAUGUUAACACCUCAUGAUGUUUUGAAGACCUCAGGUCAUGUUGACAAGUUCUCUGACUGGAUGGUUAGAGACUUGAAGACCGGGGAAAUCUUUAGAGCAGAUCAUUUGGUUGAGGAAGUGUUUGAAGCAAGAUUAAAAGGUGAUAAGGCUGCCAGAGGUGUUGCUACUGAAGCCAAGGAAGACGAAGAUAAGAAAAAGAGAAAGAAGAAGGUUAAGGAAAUCCAGAACAUUAAGUUGGAUGAUGAUGUUGUUACUGAAUAUGAAUCUAUUUUGGCUCAAAUCGAUGGUUACUCUGGUCCUCAAUUAGGUGAAUUAAUCGUUAAACACAACAUUACUAACCCUGCUAACGGAAAUGCUUUAUCUCCUCCAGUUGAGUUCAACUUGAUGUUUGAAACCGCAAUUGGUCCUUCUGGUCAAUUGAAGGGUUACUUAAGACCAGAGACUGCUCAAGGUCAAUUUUUGAACUUUGCUAAGUUGUUGGAUUUCAAUAAUGAAAAGAUGCCGUUUGCUUCUGCUUCCAUUGGUAAGUCUUUCAGAAACGAAAUUUCUCCUAGAGCUGGUUUGUUAAGAGUUAGAGAAUUUUUGAUGGCUGAAAUCGAACAUUAUGUUGACCCUGAAGACAAGUCCCACCCAAGAUUCGAAGAAAUCAAAGACAUCAAGUUGAAGUUUUUGCCCAAGAAUAUCCAAGAAUCUGGUUCCAAUGAAUUAUCGGAAGUUACAGUUGGCGAAGCCGUUGCUUCAGGAAUGGUUGACAACCAAACUUUGGGUUACUUUAUUGCUAGAAUUUACUUGUUCUUGAUUAAGAUCGGUGUUGACAAGAACAGAUUAAGAUUUAGACAACAUAUGUCCAACGAAAUGGCUCAUUACGCUGCUGAUUGUUGGGAUGCUGAAUUGCAAUCCUCAUAUGGUUGGAUUGAAUGUGUUGGUUGUGCCGAUAGAUCUGCUUAUGAUUUAAGUGUUCAUUCUGCUAAGACUAACGAAAAGUUGGUUGUUAGACAACCAUUGGCUGAACCAAAGGUUGUUGAAGAGUUUGACGUUGAAAUUGCAAAGAAGAAAUUUGGUCCAAAGUUUAGAAAGGAUGCUGGUGCUGUUGAAAAGUGGUUGUUGACCAGAACCCAAUGUGAAUUGGAAGAUUUGGCUACAGAAUUGAAGGACAACGGUAAGAUCACUUUCUCUGUUGAAGGUGUUGAAGGAAAGAUUGAAUUGGACACAGAAUUUGUUAACAUUGAAAAGAAGAGCAAGUCUGUUCACAUUCGUGAAUUUACUCCUAAUGUCAUUGAACCAUCUUUCGGUAUUGGUCGUAUCAUCUACUCCAUUUUUGAACAUCAAUUCUGGGCUAGACCUGAAGAUGCUGACAGAGGAGUUUUAUCAUUGCCUCCUUUAGUUGCUCCCACCAAGGCCUUGUUGGUUCCAUUAUCCAACAGUGCUGAAUUACGUCCUGUUGUUAAGAAGGUUUCUGAAUAUUUGAGAUCUGAAAAGGUUCCCUUCAAGGUUGAUGAUUCUUCUGCUUCUAUUGGUAAGAGAUAUGCCAGAAAUGAUGAAUUGGGUACUCCAUUUGGUAUCACCAUUGAUUUCGACUCUGUUAAGGAUGAAUCCGUCACCUUAAGAGAAAGAGACUCCACUAAACAAGUUAGAGGUUCUUAUGUCCAAGUUAUUGAUGCAAUUAAGGCCAUUACCUAUGAAGGUGCAUCUUGGGCCGAGGCUACUGCCAAACUCACUCCCUUUGAAAGUCAAUCUGGGGAUGCUUAG